Messenger RNA from Suricata suricatta (meerkat), 1280 nucleotides. It is a transcript of the gene PDE6H, whose product is annotated as phosphodiesterase 6H. The record is from RefSeq and is a predicted model, not a curated record. Gene Ontology annotation, biological process: visual perception; positive regulation of epidermal growth factor receptor signaling pathway; positive regulation of G protein-coupled receptor signaling pathway. The transcript is spliced from 5 exons. Lineage: Eukaryota; Metazoa; Chordata; Mammalia; Carnivora; Herpestidae. The coding region runs from base 283 to 537 and encodes 84 amino acids. Gene Ontology annotation, cellular component: photoreceptor outer segment membrane. Gene Ontology annotation, molecular function: cGMP binding; 3',5'-cyclic-nucleotide phosphodiesterase activity.
ACCUCCUAAGCCUGUCCCAGUCUCACCCUUGUUCUUCCAACUUCUCUGCACCUGGGUUGGUUCUCUAAGCUCCUAACAGUGGGAUUAAGAAGCAUGUGGGUAUUACAGGGAGAUAAAUCAGGAUGCAAAGAUCCUUUAUUCAUCUGCUGUGAAGAAGGCAACUGGACGGUUUAUGAGAGCAACAUUCAACCCUGUUGAACGGGACAAUUGGAGGGCACAUACCUGACAGAAACACUCUAGAGGAGCCUGAAAGAGAACCAUCAGACACCCAAGGACCUCAGAAUGAGUGACAACACUACUACUUUGGCUCCACCAGCUCCAAACCAGGGUCCCACUACCCCACGCAAAGGGCCCCCCAAGUUCAAGCAGAGGCAGACUCGCCAAUUCAAGAGCAAACCUCCCAAGAAAGGUGUGAAAGGGUUUGGAGAUGACAUUCCAGGCAUGGAGGGGCUAGGAACAGAUAUCACAGUGAUUUGCCCCUGGGAGGCAUUCAGCCACCUGGAAUUGCACGAGCUUGCUCAGUUUGGGAUCAUCUGAUGCACCCAAGGUUCUGGCACUCUCAACAGCAUCUGUCAUAAUUUUGAUUACUUUUGCCCUAUUGAUCUUCCAGAGUCUUGAAAUUCAGCUGUCGGAAGUGGUUUCUUCAGCUCACACAGUCAUUUCCCCUAAAUUGCUAUGAAGAGUUUCUCUUAGUGUCAGACUCUCUCUUGCCCUAUAGUUCAGCUCAGUAUAGUGGAUGCAAAUAGACUUUUGUUAGGGCAUUUCAAAUUUUACCACCUUUUCCUAUCAGCUGCUUAGAAUUCAGUGAUAGUUCUCUACAUUUUAUCUAUCAAGUCCUUCAAAUUUAGUUUUGCCAGGCAGUACCUAUAAUUAGUAGUAGCUUUUCAGAUAACAUUUAUGUCACCCCCUUCCCUUUCUCAUUUAAUAAAGGAGAUACUUACCUUGAAUCUUAUGAUGAACAUGUAUUAAAUGCUAUGUGCAAAUAUCUGAUCCCCUCUUCUGAAAGCCAGUUCAGAAAAGAGUGCACAGUCACACAGGAAAUAAGCACAGUGCACGCAAAAGAGCACAGGAAUAAGAGUCAAGUUCUGAUUCUGCUUUGUAACUUGUAAAUCAUACAUUUUCCAUGUCUAAAUUUGGAGAUUUAAACUCAGGAAUCUGUUAAUGUGAAUCUUCCUUUUAGUGUCUUGGCUCAGUUGGUUGAAAAUAUUUAUACGCUACAAAAUUUAAACUCAGAUGGGACAGGUAGUUGAACCCUCUAAAUAAAAAGAUGGUUUGCUUCA